AUGGCUGGUCCACAUUGUAAAGAAGGAGGGAAGGCUGGUGCUGUUGAAGAGAGAGGCAUGGUGAUGAAGGCUGAUCGUUGUGAGGAGGGAGAGGUUCAUGGUCGAGGCGAGGAGGAAUGGGAGGUGGAGAUGCACUGACAGGUACUGUCGGUGACACAGCGUUAGACACCUCGAUUGGGAGGUAACCUACAUGGGACAUAACAGACAUCUUUCCUAGCAUUUCUAU
Geodia barretti is the source of this 226-nucleotide messenger RNA. The record is from the annotation of a GenBank genome assembly. Lineage: Eukaryota; Metazoa; Porifera; Demospongiae; Tetractinellida; Geodiidae.